UGUUGAUGUUUUAUUAUUAUUUUGUUUUUUUUUGUUUCACAGUCGUCGAUCGUGAAUACGAUAAAUAUUUCUAUCCAAUUCAAAACCAGAUGAUCAGAUGACAACGAAUUGGCCAUCAUUUUGAUUUAUUAGAAUAAACCUUGACUGUUUUAUUAUAUAUAGACAAACUUAUUCCGGUAUUUUUAGAUAUUUGAUUAAUGUCUAUUGCUUUUAUUCGAUCGUCGUUUGUAUAAUGCAUCAUUUUCGUGAAUUAAACAACAAUAUCGAUGAUGUUCCAAUGAAAUUUCAAGAUAGAUUUAUACAAUUAUUGAACAAUGUUUCAGCCAUUGAUAAUUCUGACUGUGAUGAUGACGAUGAUGGUGAUGAUGAUGAUGAUGAUUUUGAUAUCGAUCAAUAUCAAGUCGAAAAUUAUAAAUUCGAUUCCGAAUUGAUUGCCAUUGAAAUGUACGUAUUGAAUGAAAAACGGAAAGCCGAACAAUUACAACGAUUAGAAGCUCGAAAGAAAGAAUUUGCUGAAAUGAUGGCUAAUCAAUCAUCAGUUAUAUUAUCAUCGGCACCUCCCACCAUAAUGGCUGGAUGUCCAAACACAGUUGGUCCACGACAACAACAUCAAGUGUUGGAUGAAUCGGAACAACCAGCUGCCCUAACCACAGGAAAUAAUCGUAGACCAAGUGGUGGAGGUUCGAUGCUCUAUAAUUUUGUUUCAAACGAAAUUUUAAAGCCUCAACCAUCGAUGAAUAAUGGCAACAACACCAACAAUUGUGAUCAAAUGGCCAGUUCGUAUAAUGAUUCAGAAAUGGUCAGCAAUGAAAAAUGCAAAGCAACCACAACAACAAAAGAAAUGGAUCAUCAUCCCAAUCACCCCAUUCGAACGUUAGUCAAUCCAAAAGAAUUUGAAAAUGAUGAUUCUAGUCCGUUUGAUAAUGUUGAAUUGCAAUCGAUUGAUGAAUUUAAAGAAUUGAACAAAGUUUUUGGGGCCUUAAAUUUUUCAACAUCAUCAUCUAUUACUACUACUACUACUACGACAACAACAGUUCCUCAGGUGCCCAGAAAUUCUCCAAUUCAACACCUGCAUCAUCUGCAACCAUUGAACCAAACGGCUGAAGAAUCAAAUAAUGUGAUAACUCACCAGGCUCCAUCCACGGCAAUACCAUUUCCUUUAAAUAAUUAUACGUCGUACCAUACAAAUUAUUCACAAAUGAUGACUACUGGACAUUAUCAUCAACAUCAUCAUAAUACAUUUUCGUAUCAACAAAGUCCGAUUCAUAAUAUGGAUACAAAUACUAAUACGGUGAUGGCUACAUCGAAUAAUCAUUUCUAUCAUCCACAUCAUUAUUAUCAACCAGCGACGAAUCCAUUUUCGUUAGCUACCAACAACAACAGCAACAAUAAUAAUAACCAUCAUCAUCAUAAUACUACAUCGUUUGAAAUGAAAAGAUCUUCAUCUGAAAAGAAAGAUUUCUAUGAACCAAAUAAUCGAUCUUUAUCGAACAACAUGAUGACCACAGCAACGACAACAUUAUCAUCACGUUCAAAAAGUGUAUCCGAUUUGACACAAUUGUCACAAAUGCCAUCAUCGACAACAUCUGUAAUGACAACAACAAUUGGUCAUCAUCAUCCACAAUACAAUCAUCAUCAGAAUGCUAAUAAUUUGUAUAUGGCCACAAAUCAUGAUCGUUUAUUAUAUGAUCGUUCGAAAACACCGCCAUCUCGUAUGCCGAAUGAUAUUGGCGGCUAUCACCACCAUCAUUUAUCAAAUCAACAAUCUGUUCAUAGACAAACAACAAAUACAUUGGUUGCCAACGAUCCUUAUGAUACAUUAUCGGAUGAUCAACGAAAAUUUGUCGAUCGUCUCUGUCAGAUGGGCUUUCGUCGUGAUCGUAUUGCACGAGCAGUUAAACAUAUGGACAUUAAUGAUGAUAAGAAAAUAUUUGAAUAUCUUCUGGUCCUGCAACAAUUGGAAGACCAAGGCUAUGAUUGUUAUGAGGCUGAGAUUGCAUUACAUUUCAAUAAUUAUGAUAAAACCAAGGCAGAAAAUUUCCUCGAAAUACUGAAACAAAUGCUGGAUUUUGGUUUCGACCGACAAAAAUCGAUCAAAGCAUUAUUCAAGACUAAUAACGAUAGGGAAAAGGCAAUCGAGCUUUUGCUCAAGAUGCAUUAAUUGAUUAUCUUUCAACAAAAUUUUUUGAUAAAAAAAGUUUAUUUUCUUCUAAAUGCAUCCAUAUAUUUAAUGAUUUUAAUGU
This is a messenger RNA of Dermatophagoides farinae (American house dust mite), 2243 nucleotides long. RefSeq lists its product as uncharacterized. Gene Ontology annotation, biological process: ubiquitin-dependent protein catabolic process via the multivesicular body sorting pathway. Gene Ontology annotation, molecular function: ubiquitin binding. Lineage: Eukaryota; Metazoa; Arthropoda; Arachnida; Sarcoptiformes; Pyroglyphidae. Gene Ontology annotation, cellular component: ESCRT I complex. The record is from RefSeq and is a predicted model, not a curated record.